Messenger RNA from Arachis ipaensis, 501 nucleotides. The record is from RefSeq and is a predicted model, not a curated record. Lineage: Eukaryota; Viridiplantae; Streptophyta; Magnoliopsida; Fabales; Fabaceae.
UACGAACGUGAGGGGUGCGAUGCAGGAGCCCGACGCGAGGAAGAGGGAGCAUGCGUGCACGCGCAGGAGAAGGGCGACGCUGCUGUCACCGCCGUUGCUGAGCUGCGCCACCGUCAACCUUGCCGCAGUGUCAGUUGCCGUCCUCUAUGGUAGAGCCAGAGAGAGAGAGUUCGGGAGCAGAGCAGACGAGAGAGAUCUGAAGGUGUGCUGGGAGUUCAGCCACCGCGCCCGGCCGCCGUUCGCGUUGCCGGCGCCGCCUCCAUCGGAACUGCCACCGUCAGAAAAGGGUUCUGGCCGCCAGGAGUGGUUCUGUGACUUCGGAGACCACCGUCGGAGCUUCUGGCUACUUCUGCUGUCGCCGGAAAAAGUUGCCGUUGGCGCAAUCGGAAAUUGUCGUCGCUGCCGCUUGAGGUGGCUGUCGGGCUGCCGUUGAACCGGUUCAGAGACCGCCGCUGUUCCGGUUCAGUUGUUCCUUCUUCAUUCGGUAAGCGUUUUCGAUUU